Linepithema humile (Argentine ant) is the source of this 7526-nucleotide messenger RNA. NCBI's taxonomy places the organism in Eukaryota, Metazoa, Arthropoda, Insecta, Hymenoptera, Formicidae. The record is from RefSeq and is a predicted model, not a curated record.
CGUUCUCAGUUGGCGCCCCACCAUCGGCGCGGCGUACGGAGAAAGACAGUCUGGAGCGCGCGUACAGCUGCCACACCGUCGUGUUACGGAGUGCGCGAAGCCCGUCGCGAAGAGACACAAGACCGCGCAUCGACGCCGCCGUUCGUUCCCGUCGUCCGGCCGGUCGUGUGCGCGUUGGUCGCUAACCUAAAAAUCGCCGGAAUACGAGACGCCGGGCGGCCGUGAAGCCGGCCGCGGUACGGUGUUCAUCCCUUUGUGUAUUGUACUGCGCGUUCGCGUACGAGCGGCGGUCCUUUGUUCCGCGCGCGUCGUCUCCGCCGUGAAUAUUAACGGCGUGAUCGGCGGGCCGGUGUUUCCUCGCCGUUUUCCAGACGACGCUCGUCCACCCACUUACCCCUGUACCGCGACCUUGAACUUGUGUGCCUGUGCCUGUUCUCCGGCCGAUCGCCCUCUCCCGAGACGACAGCGAGGGUGGGAGGGUGAUAGAAGGAGAGAGAGAGAGAGAGAAAGAGAGAAAAGAAAGAGCGAGACACGGGAGCCGGCGAUAUAGGUGUGACAUCGGGAUCCUGGAGGUGAACGACAAGGAUGUUUCCUUACGCGACCUUCCCGGCAGUGGGCGCCGGCAUGGAGGCGACAAACGGAGCGAUCGAGCACGACUUCCACAACACGUUGGUGCCGAUAAACGGUAGCCAUUCAGGCAGCUCCGGCAGGAGUACGCCGAACGGCGGCGACCCGGCACCCGGCAAGCUCUUUGUGGGCGGCCUUUCCUGGCAGACGAGCAGCGAGAGACUGCGGGAAUAUUUCGGCGUGUUCGGCACUGUCACCGAUGUCCUCAUCAUGAAGGAUCCGGUCACGCAGCGUAGCCGCGGUUUCGGCUUCAUCACGUUCGCCGAGCCCGGCAGCGUGGACAAAGUCCUCAAGUGUCCCAUCCACACCCUGGAUGGCAAGAAGAUCGAUCCGAAGCACGCGACGCCGAAGAAUCGCGCGAAACAGGCCAAUCGCACGAAGAAGAUCUUCGUGGGCGGUGUCAGUCAGGACACGAGCAGCGACGAGGUCAAGGCCUACUUCAAUCAAUUCGGCAAGGUGGAGGAGACAGUGAUGCUGAUGGAUCAGCAAACGAAGCGCCACCGCGGCUUCGGCUUCGUCACAUUCGAGAAUGAAGAUGUGGUGGACCGGGUGUGCGAGAUACACUUCCACACGAUCAAGAACAAGAAGGUCGAGUGCAAGAAAGCUCAGCCGAAGGAGGCGGUGCAGCCGGGCGCGCUCGCCCUCGGCAAGCGGGUAGUGCUCGGGGCGCUGGGCGUGCGGCUGGCGCCGCAACCGCCGUUGCCGGUCGCGGCGGCGGCCUCGCAGCUGGUGGCCGCGCAAGCACAGGCGGCGCAGGUGCAGGCUGCCGCGGCGGCGGCGGCGGCGCAGGUGCAAAACGCAGUGGCGGGUUACGGCAAACUCUUCGCAGCUGCCGCGGCGCCUGGCAAUCCCUAUCAGGGCUACUCGCUCACCAACGUCGACAUGUCGAGCUUCCAGGGCGUCGACUGGGGUUCCAUGUACGGGAUGGGAAUGUACGUUUAAGGAGAGGAUAUCGAGAUGCCGCGCGGCGUCCCGCGCUUCUCAUCUCUCGGAUCCCACGCGGAUCCUCUUUGCAGAGGAUUCCCGCUUUAUGUACGAUAACGAGGUUAUUCGUUCUCCAAGAUCGAUCCUGGGCGAGAUCACAUCCGUUUCCGAAGUUUUGAAUCUGGGAAAUCCAGUGUCUCUGGAAAUGGCCCCAUCGCGCUUCUGCAAGCAUGAAGAUAAUAAUAAAAAUAGAAGUAAACUCUCGGACGAAGGUGACUUCCGUUUGCCGAUGCUUCCGAAUGCCGUUUCCUCUUAUCGCCGGGCACCGACGUCAGCAGGAAUAGAGUCGUCGAUACGUUUGUCACGGAAUGGAACCGCGAAAGGCGGACAAGCGGAACGAACCCGACGAAAGAAGUCUCAAGUUUCAAUCGAUUGGCACUCGAGCGAAGAGCGCGGUAAAGAUGAGGGCAAAAAUUGUCAAAGGGAAUGAACGAUCACCCGCGGAAGCUCAGCGAAUGAGGAAACAGAAGCAUACAUACUGAGAGAAGCUGGAAGAUCAGAGUUAUCUGCGUAGUUGUAUUCUAUUGACUGUGUUAAGUGAAAAUCAGUAUGAACAUAUUUUUUGCGUUCAAUUCCCAUCGUGCGUUACAUUAAUUUAUUUUCCAAGUAUCGACUGUAAUGAAAAUCGAGACUGAGAAAUCUCGUUAUGUAUAUUAUUAUUUUUUUUUUUAAUUAUCAUUCUUCUUCUUUCUUUUGCCCUUCGCUUUCGCGCGAUUCAUAUACCAUUUCUCAGAAUCACCACAAGUCAUUGCGUUCUCAGCACACUUUGGUUCCUAUUUAGAUUAACGCGUAGAGUCGAAAACACGCGCGUAUAGCGUAUCGCGCCUCUUUCACGUCGCCGCGCCCGUUACGUUAAUCAGCGAUUAAUUAAGACGAUCCAUUAGCGGCGCUUGUUUCACAGCAUUCGCGGCAAUCUCCGGCCUCUCGGUCGUUCCCGCCACGGUCGUUCUCUCGACUCCAAAGCAAUAAAAAGAAAAAAAAAUAAAGAAAAACCGAGAGGCCGUGAACAACGCCGCGAACGACUUAGCGCGUCAAGCUCGAGAAAACGCUCGAUCGUUUCCCCUCCUUAUUUCUGUGCUCCUUGCCUUUCCGUUAUAUUCACUAAUGCCCUAAGAAUUUCUCCGUAUGCGUAUAUUCGCCAACAUUCGACCGAGUUGUCUCCGCCGACGACCGCAGCGGAAGUGGCACGUUACGAGACGCGCCGAGCAAAGUGCACACACGCUCCUCUCAAUUAGACUGCGGAAAGUACAAUACAAAACGCGCUGAAUUUCUUCAAAACACACGAUCGCUCGGACCCCAGCACGACUCGAAUCGUAGAUUAAACGCAAAGAAAAUUAAGAUUCGCAUCCGCCAAGCGCCAAGUGCCAAACGAAAAUCGAAGGGAGGAUAUCACUUCGGACGGCCGAGCGCGUAAUUCGCAGUUUCUGAGCGCGACGGAACUUCCUUUCUCGUGUCUUUCCCGCGGCACGAGCGACAAUUCCGGUGUCUCAUCGGUCGUGUCGCGCGACGGCGCCUCUUCCGCUCGCGCGUCGGCGAAACCACCCGCGUCUUCUCGCCUUUCCAGAGGCAACAGGUCAAUACACACAAUCCACUUUGCGCGGCGGCACCCGCGAGCAAGCGAAUAGGCUCUCUCGUGACAUUACGUAUGUACGACACACAGCGACACGGGGGACACGUAUAUAACUGCGUAUAAUGCAUAAGUACAUACACACACGUACACACAUACGUAUAUACAUACAUAUAUUUUUCUUCAAAUAAUGGAAGACAAUAUUUCUCCGCUCUCUAUCGCGUUAAAAAAAAAAAAUAAAGAUAAGACUUUAGCGACGUAACACGUACGAGUGCGUGAAAUGCGAGUGUAAUUCGCGUACGUGGAGUUACGCGUGUUUAGUUAUUAAGGAUUGAUUACAGCAGUAUCAUUACGCAAGCCGCACGCGAUCGGCGUGAACGGCGUCACUUAAUGAGCUCCUAAGAGAGUAGAGAAUGUGAGAGUCGGCGAUUCUAUUUAAGUUAAGCUUAAGCGAAUAUAGCAUUCUUGAUGAUAGCGGACGUAGAUAUUUAAGCGGUUAAUAAUAAGGAAUAAAAAGGGACCCCCUCCGAUCCGCGUGGGAGGGGGGGGAUGACCCGGCGUGCGCGCGCGAGAGAGAAAGAGAGAGACAGAUACUUAAAAGAUACUAUUACGCGUCUUUAUAAAUAUACUCGAAGAUUUUCGCGCCUUCGAGUGUAUUUAUAAAGGUUUAAUUUAUACGUAGAAUGUUUUGGAGCACGCCCUGAGAUCUGCUCGCCACGACGGAGUAUUUUCGCGACGAUCCCCCGCCUAUAACUCGUCUUGCGUGCAAAGCUUUCGUGUAAAUAGGCAAAGUUCCUUUCAAUUGAUAUCAUUUUUUUACAUUUUUCCUUUUUUUUGUUAUUAAAUUAUUUCUUAAAAUGCUGCAUAAAAAUCAACAGUUGCAGGAAGCUAUCGAUUUGUAUUUUAGUCUGUAAGUAAAAGUUCGAGUUGUAUUUAAUGCGAUCCGUGCGAUAUUAACUUAAUUUAUGUUUUUUCACUUUCUUUUAAUUCUCGCUUUUUAUUUCGUAUUAGUAGCUUUUAAGUGUCGAGAGCGAUAUAUCGCUGAUUUGCUGAUUAUCGCCCGAAUGAUCUCACGUCGGAUCGUGUGAGAAAUAUGAAAAUAUGUGCGAUGAGAAGGAAAAGGACUCGUCGUCGGCGAGACGAGCGCGGGGCGUUUCUGUCGAGGCAUCGUGUGAGCGAUAUAUGAAAUUUCGAGCAAUAAGCGAUUGACUCAAACUUUAAACUAUACUAUUAUUACGAGUAUUAUUAAUGAUAAUAUACAAAACGUCGCGGCUGCGCCUGUUGCGCGCGUAAUCGAUAUAGAAGGAUAAUCCUAGAUAUCUAUACAAAACAAAUACUCGAAGCGAAAGGAUUUGGAUAAUAAAAAAAAAAAAAAACGGCGAAACGAAACGGUAGUGCGUCUUAGGGGGUGCGAGGAAGGAUCGAGCGGCGAGAAAUUGGGAGGAUCCGGGUCCUUCCGAACAAGUAAUAUUCUCUAGUGAUACUAUACAUAUAUAUAUACUUUAAUAUACAUAUAUAUAUAUGAACAAAAAAAAAUAUAAUUAUAUACAUACACCGUAAAGCGUUAAGGAUAACAAAACUCGCGAGUGAUAUUUAUGACGUAUUAAGGAAAAUAUUACAAAGUAAGAGAGCGAACAUAGGAGUGAGAAAACGUGCGAACGAGUGACACGAAAUAGACACGUAGGGAGAAACGAACAGAACGAAACGGAACGAACGACGACGAGGUGAGAAGGUAAAACGCGUGCACGCGCGCGAGUGUUGCGAGCGAGGAUCGGCUGAGAGGCGUACGUCUGGUUCCAGUUUUCAUUCUCAAUAACUACUGUAUACUCGCAUGCCAAUAAUGUGCGGUAUGAGUACUCUUGACGGACCUUUCUUUCGCGGACACCCCUCGUUUAAUAUCAAUACAUCCUGGUUCUCGUUUCUCCGCCUUCGAUCCAUCUACCUCUCACUUCAUCUUUCUCCCCCUUCCUUCUCUCGCUCUUUCUCUCUCUCUCUCUCUCUUCUCUCGCUUCUGGAAUCGGCCGCGAAAGUGGAAAACGAAGUUUCGAAUAUCCGAGUACCGUAGUACUUCUUCCAUUUCUACGAGCGGGCGAAGGAGAGAGGAGAAAGGAGAGGCGCGUUAUUCGAGGGUGUUCCGAAGGAAGUCUCGAACCAAGCUGUUACCGUCGAGCCGUCCCGACGAGCGUUCCCCGAUGUAUUUAUUUUCGAAGUUGCCUUCUGGAAACGCAGAAAUUCCGCGACGGACGCCUGCGAACGCUCGACGGUACCGUCUUGCGCGUUUCGCGAAACUUUCUCUCGGAGCGCGAGAGUCGGGGAUUGGGAGCGACGUGUAGUUUUCGGUGGGCUCGAUUUUCGACGAACGUCUUGCGCGUUUUCGCGAGUCAGAGGUCGAAAUUAUUUCCUCGCGUAUGUUCGCAACGUCGGAUUUGACAUCACGAUGUAAAAAAAAUCGGUGCGAAGCUACAAUUGGAUUACGGUGGAUGAUUUUACGACCAAUUGUUGCAAUAAAGGAGAUUGCAUAAGUAAAUAUAUCUAAGUAUAUAUUUAUAUAUAUAUAUAUAUAUAUAUAUAUAUAUAUAUAUAUAUAUAUAUAUAUAUAAUGAUAUAUAUAUAUAUCUGUGAAUUGACAUACAUACGGAAAUUUGCUCUUACAAGUUGGUCCUAAAGUUAUCCAUUACGAUUGUAAUUUGGCAUUAAUUUUUUUUGCUGCACCGAAAUUUUCGCCUCCACUCCCCGAUUGAGGAUAGAAUAUUUCGCCUAGUUUCUGUAACGUUCUAUACGGGUCGAAGUUUCAGUCGUCUCGGGGAGACAAAUUUACCGGGUCGGACAUCGCCGUGACUGCAAAUCUUCGCGCGUCCCCGGAAAUUUGGCAUCUGGCAUAUCCGGCAUCAAGGGCGCGCGGUAUUCCUCUCGGCUCGAGAAAGAAAAAAAGAACGAAAAAAUAUCUCAUGAAAUUUCAGCAAUAAAUUUUAGCCGUACGGACUUUAGGGUCGUUUAUCCGCGUCGUGACGCGUCGCUCGGCGUUUCUCCGAGCUAUCAUUUUGGAAUUGUCUUAUCGCGAUGUCGUGUAUCGCCCCGAAGAGAGAUGUGACGAUUUUACCGAGCGUUCUCCGUAACGGUUUUGCAAUCUUCAGCGGAACGUUAUGAGCUAUAAUACGGAACUCUUGAUCUCACUCGAUAUUGCCUUCGAUAAACUCGGUUACAAUCGAGAGUUGUAUCGCCCAAUAUACAAUGUCAAUUCGUUAUGCGAUAUAUGAAAUAUUUGUUGCAUCUUGAACAUGCAAUCUGCAUAUUAAAUUAUAAUUGCACAAUCGAUAUAUGAUUGAGGUAUAGUCUGAUCCAUUAUAGCCCAUAACGUGUAAUUAUGUAUGUUAUCGGACGCGUUGCAACGACGAAGAAGCCAAGGGCGUCAAGUUUUAGAGGCGAGAUCGAUAGUAGCUCGAGUGGUAUUAACCCUUUACAGGGCAGUCGAAGAUAAAUUUCCAAGAACCAACAAAUUCUACCAGUAAAAUAUAAAAUGCAAUUUUUUUUUUUUGGUACGAAACUCUUUCGUUUUUUACAGUGUUUUUGUGACUUGUUUUUCAUUAUCAAAUUAUUGAUUAUUAAAUACAACAGUGUGAAUUAUAAGCCAUGCAGCUAAAUCGGUGCCCUGUAAAGAGUUAAGCGAUUAUGCCCGCUGACAAUCGUCUCGUAAGGUGGAAUCAUCAUACCGCCAUGUAAUUAUUACCGUGAAAUCGUCACCGUCGACGACGAAAAAGCUUCCACGAUUUUCGCACGACGAGAUCGACAUCGGUAUCGGAUGAUCGAGCCUCGCCCUGCCUGAUAUUUACCUCCGAUCUAAUAUCUGCUCUGUGGCAAAGAUAACAUCGUCAUCAUACGAGAAAUGUGUCACCACGGCGAAAACCACCUCUCUCUUCCGAUCAGCAGGUCCCCCCACCCCUCCCCACUCCUCUCGAUCUCUCCCGGUUUUCGUCCCAGUUCCGCAAACCCUUUAGUAUGUAUUACAUAUUUAUAUAUAUAUAUUUGUAUCUCAUUCUCUGAUAAUCAUGUAUUUCAUAUUGCGAAUGGUUGACAGUAAUUAUUAGCGUAGCUGGUAUUUUUUGAUGAGCGCUAACCACCACUAGUUGUGUAUGAAACGUAGGUGAAGCAUGCUGGUUGAAAUAUCUUUCCACUUAAUCGUCAUCCGCCUCUCUCUUUAGUCCUCCGAGCCUCUUCCUUCCCGUCUUCCGCUUUCUUUUUUAUUACGACUCGCUUGCAGUUCUGCUUACCCAUCGAUACAAAUGUCGCUGCUUGAACAUCUCAGUAGGAAUACAUACAUAAAAGAAGGAAAUAACUAAAAAAAAAAAAA